CUUUUUUCGAAAAUAGGCCGAGAUGGUGGUCGUCAAUUUUUCUAAACGGUUGAACAACCUGAGAUCCGAGCAGCCUAGCGGCUUGGACACGGGCGGAGUUCGACUGGAGCUGAGUAAGGCCCUCGAUCUUUGGGCCAGGAAUUCGAAGCUCACCUUCCAGGAGAUCAACAGUGACCACGCCGACAUUCUGGUCUAUUUCCACCGGGGUUAUCAUGGAGACGGAUAUCCGUUCGAUGGCAGAGGUCAGAUCCUGGCGCACGCAUUCUUUCCGGGCAAAGAUCGCGGUGGAGACGCUCACUUCGACGAGGAGGAGAUAUGGUUGCUAGAGGACGAGAGCAACGAGGAAGGCACUAGUCUGUUCGCAGUGGCCGCUCAUGAAUUCGGCCAUUCCCUGGGAUUGGCUCACAGCUCGGUCCAAGGUGCUCUCAUGUAUCCCUGGUACCAAGGACUAAGCCCCAACUACGAGCUUCCGGAGGACGAUCGCCACGGGAUUCAGCAGAUGUACGGUGCUCCUGAAGGCAAACUGUGGGGCAAUAUACCAGGUGGUCCACUACCACCAGAGCAACCAACCCCACCAACGACUACGACGACGACGUCGACGACGACAUAUAGGCCUUGGAGGACGAGGCCCACCAGACCCAAUCACUAUCCGGAUGACGGCAGACCUCGACAACCAGGUCGUUAUCCACAGAAACCCGACUAUUGGCCGCACAAACCCCAUCGACAUCACACGACAUGGUCAACGACGACGACGACGACGACAACGACAACGAUGAGGCCCACACCGAGGUUUAGACAUCGAUGGACUCCACCACAGCGGGACGACGUGCCCGACAAAUGCGACACGAGCUACGACGCUAUCAGUAUCAUCCGCAGAGAGGUUUUCAUCUUCAAAGGACGAUAUUUAUGGCGAAUAGGCGAUCACGGGAUCUAUGAAGGAUAUCCGGCGGAGAUCACGAGGUUAUUCAAUCUGCCAUCGGGCAUCGAUCAUGUGGACGCCGUGUAUGAGCGACCGGAUAAGAAAAUAGUUUUCUUCAUUGGUCGCGAGUACUAUGUCUUCAAUGCCAACAAUCUGGAACCGGGUUAUCCAAAACCACUUACAUAUCUGGGCUUGCCAGCUUCCUUGAAGAAGAUUGACGGCGCCAUGGUGUGGGGUCACAACGGCAGGACCUACUUCUUCAGUGGCUCCAUGUAUUGGAGGUUCGACGAAUCUGUUAAUUAUGUGGAACUUGAUUAUCCCAGAGAUAUGAGCAUGUUCGCCGGCGUUGGCAAUGACAUCGAUGCCGUUUUCCAAUGGAAAAAUGGCAAGACAUACUUCUUCAAAGGCAAGGGUUUUUGGGAGUUUGACGAUCUCAGAAUGAGGGUUGCGCAUGAGAAACAAAAAUUGUCGGCCCCGGUCUGGAUGGGUUGUUCUCCGGAAGUGGAGACCAACGACAUAGAGACUAACCUACCCAGGAAGUCGAGCAUCGUCUCGGCUUCCGCCACUGUCGCCAUAGGAAAAAUUACGUUGAUAUUUGCCAUGAUUGCAGCGAGUUUAGUGAUGAGGAUAAUAUACGUGUAAAAAUGGAGAUUAUAUAACAUUACAUGUCCCUUCCAGCUGAUAAUGUACGACGGGGAGCAUUUUGUACCUCAUAUGAGAAUUUCUCGUGCGAAAUACGAAUACCAGAAAGUCAACCGGAUUCUUAAAGCGCGGACGUCGACAGAUCGGCAAACACAGGAGAUGGAAGACCAACCAACUGUUCGUAUACAUCGGUUGGAAUUUCAAAGAAAUGCCUGCGGCACGGAUGGAUCAUAGCUAACGGAAUCGAUUUCGUCGUUGAGCCUUCCGAUGGAGAGAUCGCGAUAGCAGUACAAACGAAGCUCCAAGAAUGAUAUCGAACUAAGUCACGAAACUACGUUUUCGAAGAUAUAUGAAAUGACUGAGAGAGACGAUGAAUUAUAACAUUUUAAAAUAUACGAUAUUACGAGGAAA
Molecule: messenger RNA, 1972 nt
Organism: Cyphomyrmex costatus
Lineage: Eukaryota; Metazoa; Arthropoda; Insecta; Hymenoptera; Formicidae
Gene: Mmp2
Product: Matrix metalloproteinase 2
Exons: 9
Coding region: 23-1561 (512 amino acids)
Biological process (GO): collagen catabolic process; proteolysis; extracellular matrix organization
Cellular component (GO): extracellular matrix
Molecular function (GO): metalloendopeptidase activity; zinc ion binding
Source: RefSeq, a predicted model, not a curated record